GGAGGGAUGCAUCGCACAUGAAAACGUCAAUGUGGUUAACCAACAGUCCAGUCAGUCAGUCAGCUCAAGUGGUCCCACUCGUCGGUACGCAAACAUAAUACUCGUCUCGCACACGGACGGCUCGUCGGCUCGGUGGUACUGGACGGACCUGGAGUAUAGUGGUCCUAAAUAAUAACAUCGCCUGGCGGUACAUGUAAGGAAGGUGUGUUGCACCGGACCCGUUAUUUACCAGGAGCUUAGUCAUCGUCGGUGAAAAUUUAACCACAGUGCCCGGGAAGGACAAUUUAACCGAAAGUUGGUUUAGUGUCUUGAUCAGUGAAAGUAAUUUUAAGAAGUAGCAAAAGUGUGAUAAAACUAGAUAGAUAUCCGAAAAAUAAACAGUAAACAUCUAGGUUUGACCUUUACAAAACAUGCAAUCCGAAAACGAAACAUAUCUUGGACUGGAUCUAAGCACCCAAAAGCUGAAAGCCGUCCUACUGAACGCAAAGCUCGAGAAUGUUGCCCACGCAGAGGUCAAAUUCGACUCGGACCUGCCGGAAUUCCGAACCAGCGGCGGCGUCAAUGCCGGAACUGCUAAAAAUGAAUUCUACGUCCAGCCGGUGAUGUGGGUCAAAGCUUUGGACAUGGUGCUGGAUCGGUUGGUCGUGCAAGGGGGUGACCUCAGUACGGUGAUGGCCGUCAGUGGAUCGGCCCAGCAGCACGGUUCCCUCUACUGGUCGCGAAGUGGUGUACAAACCCUGCGAAAUCUGGACGCCGACAAGUUUCUGCAUACGCAGAUUGAUGAUUCGGCGUUCACCGUGCACCGGACCCCCAUCUGGAUGGACAGCACUACCGGGAAGCAGUGCGAGGAGAUGGAGGAAGCGGUCGGUGGCCGGGAGAAAAUGGUGCACAUUACCGGGUCCAAGUGCUACGAACGGUUCACGGGACCACAGAUCAGGAAGGUCUUCCAGCAGCGGCCGGAUUGCUACCGGAACACGGAGCGAAUCUCGCUAGUCAGCAGCUUCCUGGCUUCGAUUUUCCUGGGAGAGGUGGCUCCUAUCGAUUUGGCCGAUGGCUCCGGGAUGAAUCUGCUGGACAUCCGGAAGCGAACAUGGUCGGAUGCGUGUUUGACGGCGUGUGCCCCGAAUUUGUCAGCGAAAUUAGGAGAUCCGGUACCGACUAGUUCGAUCAUUGGUACAAUCGGACAGUUCUUCGUGCAGCGUUACAACUUCAAUACUGCCUGCAAAGUGGUGGCCUUUACCGGUGACAAUCUUUCUGCUCUGGCAGGAAUGGUGAUCGGAGAGGAUUGGCUGGCGUUGUCUUUGGGAACGAGUGAUACGAUCAUGAUGCGACUGAGUGAACCACCGAAUCUGCUGGAAGGUCACGUGUUGGUCCAUCCAACCGAUGAAGGCUAUAUGGGAUUGUUGUGCUUCCGGAAUGGUUCGUUGGUCCGGGAUAUCUUCAAACGAGCCGAAGCGAAUGACAAUUGGGAGAACUUCAGCGAGCUGUUGGACUCAACUCCACGAGGUAACUUCGGCAACAUUGCACUGCAUUUCAUCUCCCAGGAGAUUCUGCCGGCUGUGAAAGGGUCGCUUCGGUGGAACAAGUCCUGCAACCUGAACGAGACCGAGCUGGCCAAGGGAGUUCUGAAGUUCAGUUCGCCACAGGCGGAAAUUCGAGCGCUGGUCGAGGGACAGAUGUUGACACGAAAGGCCUUCGCUACCGAGAUGGGUUUCAGCUUCGGGGAAAACACCCGGAUUCUGGCCACCGGUGGAGCAUCGGCCAACAAAUCGAUCCUGCAGGUCGUUUCGGACGUUUUCAACGCCCCGGUGUACACCCAGCAGACGACGGAAGCAGCCCUGGUCGGGGCUGCCUAUCGAGCCAAGUACGUCCUGGAGGCGGACCGUGCCAAGGAAGGCGGCAAGGUAGCGCUGGAAUCGUACUUUGAAUACAUCCGGGGCCUGCUUCCGGAACACAGCGUCACCAGAGUUUGCGAUCCGGCGCAGGACAGUAGCGACAUCUACGACCAAAUGCUGGAACGGUACCAUCAGAUGGUGCAGUUCAUGAUGCUGCAUCAGGAUUAGAAUCAGGGAUCAGGAAGUGAUAUGAUUUAGACCAACAUUUGAAUUGGGCAGAAGAGUUUAAUUCAAAAUUGUAUUUUGACCUCUCCAAAUUAGCAUCGAAUGCAUGAAAUAUGAAAGAAUAUUGACAAACGUGUUCAGUUAUAACAGCAUAAAGA
Aedes albopictus (Asian tiger mosquito) is the source of this 2218-nucleotide messenger RNA. Its product is annotated as xylulose kinase. The coding region runs from base 411 to 2063 and encodes 550 amino acids. The transcript is spliced from 3 exons. Gene Ontology annotation, molecular function: D-xylulokinase activity. The record is from RefSeq and is a predicted model, not a curated record. Gene Ontology annotation, biological process: D-xylose metabolic process; xylulose metabolic process; phosphorylation. Gene Ontology annotation, cellular component: cytosol. NCBI's taxonomy places the organism in Eukaryota, Metazoa, Arthropoda, Insecta, Diptera, Culicidae.